Daphnia magna is the source of this 1795-nucleotide messenger RNA. RefSeq names its product paired box protein Pax-1 (gene Poxm). Gene Ontology annotation, molecular function: RNA polymerase II cis-regulatory region sequence-specific DNA binding; DNA-binding transcription factor activity, RNA polymerase II-specific. NCBI's taxonomy places the organism in Eukaryota, Metazoa, Arthropoda, Branchiopoda, Diplostraca, Daphniidae. The coding region runs from base 278 to 1282 and encodes 334 amino acids. Gene Ontology annotation, biological process: anatomical structure development; regulation of transcription by RNA polymerase II. The record is from RefSeq and is a predicted model, not a curated record. The transcript has 4 exons.
AGUACUAGUGCUGUAGUAUGGAAAGCCAUGUGCUCGGCUUCGGUUCAUUUUGUUACGGAAAUUUUGACCAUCUUUAAACGGCAGUGAACAGUACCAUAGUGUGUUUUCUUUGGCAAGUGGUUGUUCGGACCGCCGAACUUUCUUUACAACGUGCGAAGUCUGAUUAACCAGACUUUUCCCCGAAAAUCGGAAUCCCGCCGCAUCAACAUAUAAGAAUUCGGUUUCGAAAAACACAACUACAAACGGCCGAAGCAAAGCGAAACAAUCGCUCUACAAAAUGGGCGAUACGCAAAUAUCGCAAUAUGGCGAGGUGAAUCAGCUCGGUGGAGUAUUCGUAAAUGGCCGACCCCUGCCUAAUGCAGUUCGACUGCGGAUAGUUGAAUUGGCUCAACUUGGCAUCCGCCCAUGUGACAUAUCGCGACAACUUAGAGUCUCCCACGGAUGUGUCUCAAAAAUACUGGCCCGCUACCACGAAACGGGCUCCAUUUUACCAGGAGCCAUUGGAGGAUCAAAACCAAGAGUCACUACCCCCAAGGUAGUGGGAUACAUUAAAGAUUUGAAAAGUAAGGAUCCUGGAAUUUUCGCUUGGGAAAUCCGCGAUCGACUUCUAGCCGACGGAGUUUGCGACAAGUAUAACGUUCCUUCAGUGAGCUCUAUUUCUCGGAUACUCCGCAACAAAAUUGGAACUAUGGCUCAUCUGACAGGAAAUGGAGUCGUGCAUUACGACAAGCACAACCACCAUCACCAUCCGAUCACAACGUCUGGUGCUGCUAAUCAGACCUCGUCUUCCGUAACGGCUUUAUACAACCCUUUGUACCCACCGUAUUCCACUUACGGUGGAGUUAGCGUCGGGGUCGGUGUCGGCAUUCAUCAUCAGUCGCCGAUCGCAGCGACAAGUAUCGGACAUCACAUGUCGCCACGUAACAAUCCACCUCUGUCGCCAAAUCGACCAUCUCCGGCCAUAUCGUGGCCUAGUUCUCACAGUGUCACGGACAUCCUUGGUGUCGGUCUUAACAUCAACGUCGGUCUUGGAUUUCGACCCCCGCAAGCGCCCCCCAUGACAAUUGCGACGCAAUCGACGCCUGUCUGCGCCAGUUCAGAGCCAUCCGCCUCGCACAACUACAACUACAAUUACAAUUACUACAUGUACCUACAAUCGUGCAAUUCAGCAGCGGCAGGCCAUCAGCAUGGAUCCUCUAGUUCUUUGAUGAACUCGGGUCCCAUGAUGACUAACGGUUCCGGACAAUCCAUUGUCAACAGUGUCCAUGGCAUCAUGGCCUAGUCUAAAACAACUUACCUCUUCCAGUUCAUUCACUUUGUUCUACUUAAAGUGGUUUUUACGGUUUUUAUGUGGCUUUAUUUUUCAAAAUUGAAAAUGUUUGAAAAACUGCUUUGCAUCUUCGUUAUGUUUUUUUUUUUUUUUUUUUUUUUUUUUUUUUUUUGCUUUUUAUCAAUAUCCAAAGCUGUCAUAAAAUCAUAGCAGAUUGCUCGAUACACCUCGAUGAUCAUUGUUAUAUGAUGCUAUAUAUACCUUUAGCCGAAUUUCUGCUCGAAGAUGUGCCUACAAAAGCCAAAUGGGUUUCAUUAGACUGAAAUGUAAUAUUUUGUAUAUGAAAUAAGCGUAAUUACAGAAUUUAUUUUUUAUUAUUGUUAUUAUUAAUCAUUGAGUCUUGAGGCCUUACAACGACAUCAGUUUCAUCUAUUUAAACAAUUUUCGUCUUUCCUGUGGUGUGUACAUUUAUGUGAUGUAACGAAUUUUAAACUAGAAACAUACACAUAACAUUUGACCACAAAA